UUUGCCCGAUACUUUUGCGACCAGCUUUGCGAUCGGUAUCGUAUGUACGAAGAAGGUCAAUUGGAUGCCAAGGGGAAGAGGCUACUCUUGGAGGCCUUGGCUUCAGGGGACAGUGCCCUUAAGAUGUCGUCAGCCGUCGCUUCGGCACGAACGGUGUUCCGCGAGAGGGAACUUCAGGAGAAUGCCGAGCUGCAGGCGGCGAUAUCGUUGGGCAAGUACAUGCAGGAGCUGAAGGUGUGGGCUCAGGAGGAGAUGGACGCUUCCGUUUCGCAAAAGGCUCGUUACCUCAAGGGCGGCUCGGAGUCUUCCAAAGGCGGCAGAUCUUCUACGUCGUCCCGUGUAGGACUGCUGCAGAUGCAAGAUCAAGACCAGACAGAUUUCUCCGCAUCCGUCGACGAGAAUUUGGAGUGGCACCCCAGCACAAACAACGGCAGCACGACACAAGAUGACACGGCCGACGAGUACAACAGACAAUACAUGCGGGGAGGAGAGUACGGGGAACAGUACGUCGUGCAAGCUUACAAUCAGGCGGCAGUGAACGACGAAUACACCGGUCAAGACGGCUAUGCCCAACAAGAACAACCUCGGGAGGAUCACGGCCAUUAUAAAUAAUAGUCUCAAUGGCGAGCGGUCUGCUCUUCUUUCACGUUGAUCAUCAUCAUGAAUCAGAGAGCUUUACCUCGCGGCCAUGAUAGGGUGAACAAUUUUGCCGUCAUCGCUGUAUCUAUCGCCGUAACAGCGCCAGGAAUGCGCGCGUUUCUGUGUUGCGUUGGUUGGUCCUCAUGAGGUGCACAGAACGAGGCUUAGGCUCAACGGCGGUCGCCGACGGCUAGGUUUGUUUUCCCUUUAAAUAUCCUGUAGACAGAUACGCCAUGUAGCCCAGACACUGUUUCAACAAGUUAACGGAUACGAUUGUUCUAUUCUACGACGUGAUACGUUUUGUUUAUUUAUUUCUCGUUGGCUGCUCCCUCCCCCGUCGCAAAGAAUGGAAUUG
Messenger RNA from Ectocarpus sp. CCAP 1310/34, 994 nucleotides. Lineage: Eukaryota; Phaeophyceae; Ectocarpales; Ectocarpaceae. The record is from the annotation of a GenBank genome assembly.